AUCCGGUGAUCAGAAGGUUUGUGUCUGUCUCCCCCGCUCAGUGAUGGUAUCGCCCUCUCCCAAGAAACGCCGGUACAGCUGAAGCCUCAGCACAGUGUGGCAAGCAGGUGGAAUUAAUUAGUCAGGCAGUGUGAAGCUGGACACAAUCAUCGGGUCGACUUGUGCGGUCUGGCAGACAUCAGUUACAUUUCAGAAACGCUGGAUCAGCUUAAUCUUGUUGAUUUGAAUGGACAAACCAGCCAGAAGUUUACAGCUCAGCUAGUAAAGCCCAAUAAAGGUUCCAUAAUGCCUGUGAAGAAGAGGAAACUACCCGACUCUGAAGAUCACGGGCACAAGUGUAAAAUUACCAGCUUUCCUCGUCCUCAGGUCCGUGGUGUGAAGCCAAAUGGCGCUGAAAGGCAGUUUUCCAGUAAAAAGUGCCUGGCUUGGUUCCACAAGUACGCCGGCCCUGAAAAGAUGGUCGGCCCGGAAGCCAUGGAGAAGUUCUGUGAUGAUAUCGGAGUGGAACCAGAGAAUAUUAUAAUGUUGGUCUUGGCGUGGCAUCUAGGAGCGUCAAAGAUGGGAUACUUCACGAAAGACGAGUGGCUCAGUGGGAUGACAGUACUACAAUGCGACUGCACUGAGAGGUUGCAAAGCAAACUCGAUUACAUGCGCAAUGAGCUCAGCGACGCCACAGCUUUCAAAAAUAUCUACAGAUACGCGUUUGACUUUGCCAGAGAUACGAACCAGAGGAGUUUGGACAUGGACACGGCUACAUCCAUGCUGGCUCUGCUGCUGGGCAGAACCUGGUCUCUCUUUCCCGUCUUCCGCCAGUUCCUGGAGCAGUCAAAGUACAAAGGCCUGAAUAAAGACCAGUGGUACAACGUUCUGGAGUUCAGCAGGACCAUCAACAGCGACCUCGGUAACUACGACGAAGACGGAGCCUGGCCCGUGCUGCUAGAUGAGUUUGUGGAGUGGCAGAAGGCGCGGCCGGCGGGCGUCACCACUAAAAGGGAAGGAGAGCGAAAACUAUCUGCAGAGACGACGCAGCUCUGACAUGGUCUCACCAACACAAAUAAAACCGUACAUAACACAAAAACAUGGACUGAAGAAUCGUCGCUGUGGACUCUUUACUCCUCACCUCCAGACAUCGUCUGCCACUGAUAAGCUGCUGCUGGGAAUCCUUCCUCUCAGUAGAAGUUACUUUGUUUUCUUAGUGUUGAUUUGGAGAAGAAUGCGUGGAAACAAAAUGAGUGGAAGGAGUUGUGAAAUUGUUUCGCUUUUCUUGUUUAGAUGUUUUCACUGUUAUUAAAAAUGAGAUGAAAAUAACAA
This is a messenger RNA of Xiphophorus couchianus (Monterrey platyfish), 1311 nucleotides long. RefSeq names its product DCN1, defective in cullin neddylation 1, domain containing 5 (S. cerevisiae) (gene dcun1d5). Gene Ontology annotation, cellular component: ubiquitin ligase complex. Gene Ontology annotation, molecular function: ubiquitin-like protein binding; cullin family protein binding; ubiquitin conjugating enzyme binding. Lineage: Eukaryota; Metazoa; Chordata; Actinopteri; Cyprinodontiformes; Poeciliidae. The transcript is spliced from 10 exons. Gene Ontology annotation, biological process: protein neddylation. The record is from RefSeq and is a predicted model, not a curated record. The coding region runs from base 286 to 1035 and encodes 249 amino acids.